AUGUGGAAGCUGAAACUUUCAGAGAGCAAAGAGGAGGAGUGGGUAAACAGCGUCAAUAAUCAUAUUGGAAGACAGUUCUGGGAAUUUGAUCCACAACUUGGAACCAAAGAAGAGCGAGACCAAGUGGAACAAGUUCGUAAUCAAUUUAACGAGAACCGCUUCAAAUCUAAGCACAGUUCUGAUCUCUUAAUGAGACUCCAGUUUGAGAGGGAAAAAGGCUUAAAGGUGAAACCAAGAAAAGUGAACAUUCAAAACGGAGAAGAUAUUACUGAGGAAAUUGUGGGAACCACACUGAAGAGAGCUUUGAGAGCUUACUCAACACUGCAAGCUGAUGAUGGUUUCUGGCCCGGUGACUAUGGCGGCCCUUUGUUUCUUCUACCUGGUUUGGUGAUUGGAUUAUCGGUGACUGAGGCCCUUAAUGGAGUCUUGACACCGCAACAUCAAAGCGAGAUGCGGCGCUAUCUGUUCAAUCAUCAGAACGAAGAUGGAGGGUGGGGAUUGCACAUAGAAGGGCCAAGCACAAUGUUUAGCACUGCUCUAAGCUAUGUCACCUUGCGAUUGCUUGGAGAAGACAUCGACGGUGGAGAUGGCGCCAUGCACAAAGCAAGGAGAUGGAUUCUCGAUCGUGGAGGAGUCACUUUUAUUCCUUCCUGGGGGAAAGUCUGGCUUGCAGUGCUUGGCGUAUACGAAUGGAGCGGUAUCAAGCCAAUUCCGCCAGAGAUAUGGCUGCUUCCCUACAUUGUUCCUUUGCACCCAGGAAGGAUGUGGUGUCACACACGACUGGUGUAUCUACCGAUGUCGUUUUUAUAUGGUAGAAGAUUCGUGGGUCCUAUCAACGCCAUUGUUUUAUCCCUCAGACGAGAACUCUACACCCUUCCCUAUCAUAUCCUUGACUGGAACCAGGCUACAAACCUUUGUGCCAAGGAAGAUUUGUACCAUCCAUGUCCAAUGAUCCAGGAUCUUUUAUGGGGUUUUCUUCACAGUAUAGGUGAAACUCUUCUUCUGCACUGGCCCUGCUCCAAGCUUAGGCGGAAAGCACUCCAUCAUGUAAUGCAGCAUAUACACUACGAGGAUGAAAACACAAACUACAUCUGCAUUGGUCCCCUUCAAAAGGUAUUGAACAUGCUUUGUUGUUGGUUGGAGAACCCCAAUUCUCAGGCAUAUAAGCGUCACGUUUCAAGAAUCAAAGACUAUCUCUGGGUGGCUGAGGAUGGAAUGAAAAUGCAGGGAUACAAUGGUUCUCAAUUUUGGGAUGUCGCUUUUUCUGUUCAAGCAAUAUUGGCUACCAAUAUGGAGGAUGAAUACGGUUCAAUGCUUAAGAAAGCAAACAAUUUCAUAAAAUGCUCGCAGAUUCCAGCAAACAGCUCUGGUAAUCCUAGUGACUGGUAUCGCCACAUUUCUAGAGGUGGUUUUCCUUUCUCAACUACAGACAAUGGUUGGCCUGUGUCAGAUUGCACUGCAGAAGGCUUGAAGGCAGCCAUUCUGUUAUCAAACUUACCAUUUGAGACUGUUGGGAAAGCAGUGGAAAAAGAACAGUUAUAUGAUGCAGUUAAUUUGAUUUUAUCAAUGCAGAAUAGAAAUGGUGGAUUUGCAUCCUACGAGCUCACAAGAUCUUAUGCAUGGCUAGAGAAAAUAAAUCCAGCUGAAACAUUUGACGAUAUCAUGAUCGAUUAUCAGUACGUAGAAUGCACAUCAGCGACGAUUCAAGGUCUUGUCUCGUUCACGAAACGAUAUCCCGAGCACAGAAGGAAGGAAAUAGAAACUUGUAUUGCUAAGGCAUCAAACUAUAUUGAAAGCAUACAGUUAACUGAUGGCUCAUGGUAUGGGUCAUGGGGAAUAUGCUAUACCUACGGAACAUGGUUUGGAAUAAAGGGACUCAUAGCUGCAGGUAAGAGGUACCAAGAUAGCCACAGCAUUAGAAGAGCAUGUGAAUUUUUGCUUUCUAAACAGCAUCCUUGUGGUGGGUGGGGAGAGAGCUAUGUCUCAUGCCAACACAAGGUAUACACAAAUCUUGAUGGUAACAAGUCUCAUGUAGUGAACACUGCGUGGGCUAUGUUGGCACUCAUUGAAACGGGGCAGGCUCAAAGAGAUCCAACACCGUUGCAUCGUGCGGCCAAGGUGUUGAUCAAUUCACAAAUGGAAAGUGGAGAGUUUCCACAACAGGAAAUCAUGGGAGUCUUCAACAAGAAUUGUGCUAUCAGUUACUCUGCAUAUAGAAACAUCUUUCCCAUAUGGGCCCUUGGGGAAUAUCGAAAUCACGUACUGCUUUGUCGGAGCAAAGGGUCAAGAGCAAGUGCAUAA
Messenger RNA from Abrus precatorius (Indian licorice), 2301 nucleotides. Its product is annotated as cycloartenol synthase-like. Gene Ontology annotation, biological process: triterpenoid biosynthetic process. The transcript is spliced from 18 exons. Gene Ontology annotation, molecular function: intramolecular transferase activity. Gene Ontology annotation, cellular component: lipid droplet. The coding region runs from base 1 to 2301 and encodes 766 amino acids. The record is from RefSeq and is a predicted model, not a curated record. NCBI's taxonomy places the organism in Eukaryota, Viridiplantae, Streptophyta, Magnoliopsida, Fabales, Fabaceae.